AUGGCUCCUCCUAGCGUUUUGAUGGUCGGCACCGGCGAGUACACCACUGGCUUUGUCGGUGGUGGUGCUUCUGGAUCAGACAAAAAGGUUGGCGUGGUAGGCCUCACACUGUUUGAUCUGCGCCGACGAGGCAAGGUUGGCGACCUGAGCAUGGUCGGUGUGUCGGGCAAGAAGUUCCCCGGAAUCCGCGACCACCUGCACCGCAACAUCUCACAAGUCUACAACAACCUCGACACCUCAUUUGCCUCAUUCCCCGCAGACGACCAGACCGACCCAGAUGCCUACAAGACCGCAAUUGACGCCCUUCCCCGUGGCUCCGCCAUUACCAUUUUCACUCCCGACUCAACCCACUACCCGAUUGCCUUGUACGCCAUUGAGCGCGGGCACCAUGUGCUCAUCACCAAGCCCGCAACCCAGCGCCUAGGCGACCACCUCUCCCUCGUCGAGGCCGCGCGCAAGAACGGCGUCUUCGUCUUCAUCGAGCACCACAAGCGUUUCGACCCUGCAUACUCCGAUGCGCGCGCCAAGGCCAAGACUCUCGGUGACUUUAACUACUUCUACAGCUACAUGAGUCAGCCCAAGAGCCAGCUCGAGACUUUUAAGGCCUGGGCCGGCCGUGAUUCUGAUAUCUCUUACUACCUGAACUCUCACCACAUCGAUAUCUGUGAGAGUAUGGUUCCUGAAUACAAGCCCGUGCGGGUCACAGCUACUGCUUCCCAGGGUACCGCUGCUGCACUUGGCUGUGUUCCCGAGACUGAGGAUACUAUCACUCUUUUGGUUGAGUGGCGCCGUCGUGAUGAUCCAUCAAAGAUUGCUACCGGUGUCUACACUGCCAGCUGGACCGCACCUCAGAACGCUGGUGUCCACUCCAACCAAUACUUCCACUACAUGGCCGCCAACGGUGAAAUCCGUGUGAACCAAGCAAAGCGCGGCUACGACGUGACCGGCGAUGACCAGGGUCUGAUCUGGGUGAACCCAUUCUAUAUGCGCUACGCUCCUGACGAGGAGGGCAACUUCAGUGGACAGACCGGAUACGGCUACAUCAGCUUCGAGAAGUUCAUUGAUGCCGUGACUGCCGUGAACGAGGGCCGCGUGACCCUUGAUCAAUUGGACGCUCGUCCUCUGCCCACUCUCCGCAACACAAUUGGCACAACUGCUAUCUUAGACGCUGGACGUAAGUCGCUGGAUGAGAGGCGCCCGGUUGAGAUUGUCUCUGAGGGACAUCACUGGGAACUUAAGUAA
Molecule: messenger RNA, 1242 nt
Organism: Penicillium antarcticum
Lineage: Eukaryota; Fungi; Ascomycota; Eurotiomycetes; Eurotiales; Aspergillaceae
Product: Gfo/Idh/MocA family protein
Exons: 5
Coding region: 1-1242 (413 amino acids)
Biological process (GO): NADPH regeneration
Cellular component (GO): cytoplasm
Molecular function (GO): oxidoreductase activity; nucleotide binding
Source: RefSeq, a predicted model, not a curated record